Messenger RNA from Trichosporon asahii var. asahii CBS 2479, 1371 nucleotides. RefSeq lists its product as uncharacterized. The record is from RefSeq and is a predicted model, not a curated record. The coding region runs from base 1 to 1371 and encodes 456 amino acids. NCBI's taxonomy places the organism in Eukaryota, Fungi, Basidiomycota, Tremellomycetes, Trichosporonales, Trichosporonaceae. The transcript is spliced from 2 exons.
AUGACCGGUCUCCCAGAGGGCAUCAGCCUGAUGGAUGCGACCAUCAUGAGGGCUUACGCAGCGAACGGUGAAGUGUCCAAGUUCAGAGAAGUCGCGAACACGCUUCCCUCGACCCCGGCAGUCCUUUCCUGGGUCAGUGCAUGCCUGAAGGAGAGCGCUAGCCCCGAAUCAGCCGCCCCCCAGCAGGCUCGCAGAUCGACGAGUGACAAGGACGCAACACGUUCGCGGUCUCGCAAGCGUAGAGCGUCGACGACGAUUACGGUGCACACUCCCAAAGUCACCAAGCGAGAACCCUACUAUCGAGUGUCCAGCUCACCGGACCCGAUCGACGCGGUUGGGACUCCAGAGAGCGGCUCGCCCGAACCUCACUACAACUUCUAUGCUUCACCUUCACCAAGGUCAGUAAUGGACACUCCGCCACGCCGAUACCUCUCGAUCGUUCCCUCCGAAGUCUCCAGCGACAGUAAGCGGGUGGCCUUCCUUACCGCCAUCAUUAAGGGCCUAGCGAUAGCCACCGUGCGCGGCUGCGUUCUGAGUGCUACCAAACAUACGGAUGUGGUCGAUGUCUUUGGAGAGGACAAGGACGAGAUGCUAUGGUAUUCUCUGCGCCUGCAUUGCGAAGCUCAGAUGAAGAAAAUGAAACACGCCGCUGUGAGGAAGAUCUGCCUGGACGCUGCACUUGCCCAUCCGGACGUAGAGGAGAAUGUGCUGGUUGAAACCCCAAGCCAUAUCAUCGAAAAGUGUUUGGACGAUGAUGAAGUCGAGGAGAUGGGCGAACACUUCUUGCGGCGGGCCAAGUUCUUGUUGCGGAAGAGGGGCAACACCGGAAAGUACUCCCGCAUGGACUCGCUUCCGAAGGUGGCUAGGGGCAUUGCGGAAGAGAUCGAGAGCAUGCUCGACACGCUGCUAAAACGCUCUUCCUCAACGUCGCUCUCGUCAGAAUCGAAGAAAGCCUGUCUAUCGACCACUACAAUCCUCGUCGCAGCUUGUUUGGCGCCUUGUCCUCCCUAUAACUACCUCUAUCCGUACAUCAAGAACGAUCACGCAGUGAAGUGGAAUACCCGCGUCCGCGACGUCAUGAAGAACCUCACGGAUAAGGAGCUCCUUCAGAUGAGGAAUGCGGGGUACGAUGACCAGCUUCUCCGCCUGUGGAAGCACGUUCGACGAUAUACCACAAGGGUGGGCAUGGUUGACCGCUGGGCGAUUGUGAGGUACAAGGAGCUGGGACAGAGACCCCCACCGGAGCCAAAGAUUUGGCCUGAGUUCGAGAAGAAGACGAUGAGAUAUUUCGCCGCCCGUACCGGAGGCUGGAACAAAGCUUGGGAUCCAGUCAAGACGAUAAACUGUUUCGAUUACGAGAUCUGGGUUUGA